Schizosaccharomyces cryophilus OY26 is the source of this 2379-nucleotide messenger RNA. Its product is annotated as translation initiation factor eIF2B epsilon subunit. The record is from RefSeq and is a predicted model, not a curated record. Bases 78 to 2159 code for a protein of 693 amino acids. Gene Ontology annotation, biological process: biosynthetic process. Gene Ontology annotation, molecular function: guanyl-nucleotide exchange factor activity; translation initiation factor binding; translation initiation factor activity. NCBI's taxonomy places the organism in Eukaryota, Fungi, Ascomycota, Schizosaccharomycetes, Schizosaccharomycetales, Schizosaccharomycetaceae. Gene Ontology annotation, cellular component: eukaryotic translation initiation factor 2B complex. The transcript is spliced from 5 exons.
CGAAAAUUAAAGCUCUGCGUUUCAUCUAUAAACCGGUUCUCUUAUUUUAUCGUUUGUUAAAGAAAGGAAUCUAGUAAAUGAAGCCUAGCAAAAACCAAAAUUUAGUUAAAAUGGCUCCGUCUUCGAAAGGACUCAAUGGCAAGUUAGAGAAGCCAAAAAGUGCUUUACAAGCAAUUGUAUUGUCGGACUCUUACAACUAUCGUUUUCGUCCUUUAACAUUGGAUAAGCCAAGGUGCCUCCUUCCUUUGGCAAAUACCCCAUUGAUUGAAUACACAUUUGAGUUUUUGGCCCUAGCAGGUGUACAAGAGGUUUAUGUUUUUUGCUGCGCUCACGCCGAUCAAAUUCGUAGUUAUAUCGAAAAUUCUAAGUGGAACUUGGCAUCCUCUCCAUUUAGCGUCCAUACCAUUGUUUCUCGUGAAUCCCUCUCAGUUGGUGAUGCUCUUCGUGAAUUGGAUACCAAACAAUUAAUUACUUCAGAUUUUAUUUUGGUUUCCGGUGAUGUGGUUUCAAAUGUGCCUUUAAAAGAAGUUUUAGAAGAGCAUCGAGCAAGAAGGGAGGUAGACAAAAAUGCAAUUAUGACAAUGGUCGUCCGUGAAGCUAGUCCCUUUCAUCGCACAAGAGCAAGUACAGAAAGCUCUGUUUUUGUUAUUGACAAAAAGACAAGUCAAUGUGUGCAUUACCAAGCUAAUGAGCGUGGAAAACAUUAUGUAUCUAUGGACCCGGAAAUUUUUAACGAGCACGAGGAGCUUGAGAUUAGGAACGAUUUAAUUGACUGUCAAAUUGACAUUUGCUCCAACGAUGUUCCUGCUCUUUUCACGGAAAAUUUUGACUAUCAAGACAUUCGAAAAGAUUUUGUUUAUGGUGUCUUGACGUCUGAUUUACUCGGCAAAAGUAUUCAUUGUCAUGUUACCAAAGACAAUUAUGCUGCUCGUGUUCGUAGUUUGCAAACUUAUGAUGCUAUAAGUAAGGAUGUUAUUUCUCGAUGGGUCUAUCCGUUUGUUCCUGACAGCAAUUUAUUAAACCAAAGCUUUACCUAUCAACGAUACCAAAUUUAUAAGGAAGAUGAGGUUGUUUUGGCUCGUUCUUGUGAAAUAAAAGCUCGUACCCUCAUUGGUGCUUUUACCAAGGUUGGAGAUGCUUCCAUCGUUGCUAAUACAGUUAUCGGCAGAAACUGCAUAAUUGGCAAUAAUUGCAACAUUGAUGGUGCUUUCCUCUGGGAAAAUGUUAGGAUUGGUGAUAAUUGCAGAAUUGGAAAGGCUAUUAUCGCAAAUGAUAUACAGAUUGGACACAAUUGUACCAUAGAAGAUGGUGCCAUUCUCGCUGCUGGAGUUAUCAUUGGCGACAAUGUUAAUGUUACUGAAAACUUGCGUUUGACACCACAUGAAAGCCACUCGCAAGGAAUACCCAAUGACCCUGCUUUGGUAGGAGAACGCGGUUUGGGACAAGAAUAUCACGCUGAAGCCGAUUCCGAAGACGAGGAAGAGCUUAUGGAAGCUUCUGGUCUUAUACAUCGUGUUGAAGAUUUAAAUCUCUCUGACUCAGAAAUCUCUGAGCUUUCCUCUUCCUCUGAAGAAGACAUGGAUUUUAUCCCUUUUUCUGCCAGACGUGAUUCGGCCAACACUAUGAACUCUGAUGAUUUUGAUGAGGGAGAUUUUAAUAAAGAAGCCCAGCAAAGUAUUGAGCGCGCCUUUGAAGAAAACCAUUCUAUUGAAAUUGCCGCAUUGGAACUGAAUACACUUAGAAUGGCAAUGAAUGCCAAUUACCAUGAAGUUCGUUCAGCUAUCAUUCUUGCGAUUUUAAAGCGUAUUUCAUAUCUUGAUUUUCCUGCCAAAGAGUCUAUUUCUAAAGUUAUGACUCGCUGGGGUCCUUUACUUCUGAAACUUACGUUUAAUCAUGAAGAACAAGUCGAUAAUCUUUUGACUCUUCAGAAAUAUUGCAUCCGUUUGAGUAUGCAAAAGCAAUUUUUGCAAUUGUUGGGUUAUCUCUAUCAACUAGAAAUUGCAGAAGACGACGCCGUCCUGGACUGGUACAACGAUCCACGGUCCGCCGAAGGUGAAUUAGCAGUUUUGAGAGACAAUUAUGGCAAGCAAUUUGUCGAUUGGCUUAAUACCGCUGAAAGUGAAAGCGAAGAGGAGGAAGAUGAUGAAGAUGACGAGUAACCGAUACGUAUUUUGGAGAAAAAAAAAGGAAUUUUGACUUUACGUAAGUAAUGGGUUUCUGGUUUUAUUGUUUAUAGGAAUCAAGUUGAAGUAUAUGGACCUUUGGAAGUUUGAGUUUGAGAUAUCAAUUUAGAGUAGUGGCAUGAAUACACAAACAUUAGCAAAAGUUACUUUGUAUAUUUAAUUUUACAUUCAUACUAGUGCUAUAAAAUGCUAAAGC